GGUUCAGAUACAUAACAUUGAUAGCAGACGCGGGAGUUGGUUUGUCUUCUGCCAUAAUUAAAUGGAUCAUACCUUAGGUACCUUAGGUAUGCACGGAAACUUGAGUAAAAGACGACUCAACAAGCAGUCGAGUCUAUGGUCUUAAUAAGUACCUCUCGAGAACGUUAACCAAACAAACCAUGUUGACUGCGCAAUGAUAUUGUGCACCUAAUGACUUAUACGGCCAGAUCGUGGUUUGAAUUAAUGACACCAAGGGAGAUACUAUGUAAUCUUUCAUAUUUUUAUAUUUAUGUUCGUUUUUAUUUCCUAUUUCAGCUUCAUCGCGUGUGGUACUCCCUGGCUAAACAUAUGCGAUACCGACCUGCUAGGGGGAUAUUACAUUUAGCUUGCUAGGAUAAUAUGACCUUAACUACGAGCCCACCCGGCGUGAUUCAUUUUUAUUUAUGUCUUUUAUUUUUAUUGUAUUUUCAGCAUUUGAUAUAGUCGUGUUUAUAUCGUCUCAUGGCGUCUAACCAACCUGCCGUGUUCCUCUUUAGUAAGACGGCAGGCUAUCGACACGAAUCAAUUCCUGCGGGCAUCGAGGGCAUCCGACGUCUUGGCGUCACAUCUAAUGCCUUCACCGUAGACUCCUCGGAAGAUGCAUCCCUCAUCAGCGCCCGAAACCUAUCUCGGUACGCAGUCGUCAUAUUCUUGCAGACGAGCGGUGACUUUCUCAACGACGAACAAUUAGCUGGAUUGCAGAGCUACGUGAGAGCCGGGGGAGGUUUUGUAGGGAUUCACUGUGCCGCAGCUGGGAUGACGAGAGAACCGUGGUACGGAGAACUCAUCGGUGCCGUCUUUACUGAUCAUCCGGAGCCGCAGCCCGGCGUCCUAACUGUUGAAAAGAAAGACCACGUUAUCGUCUCCGAUCUACCGGAGAAGUGGGAGUGGUUUGACGAGUGGUAUAACUUCGAUGCGAACCCCCGCACAAAGGUUACCGUGCUGCUAUCUAUCAGCGAAGAGACUUAUAAAGGGGGUAAAUUAGGCCAGCAUCAUCCGCUAGCAUGGUGUCGAGAGUUCGACGGUGGACGCUCUUUUUACACAUCACUGGGUCACUUCGGGGACGCGUAUUCGGACCAGAACUUCAUGGGCCAUUUGCUAAAUGGUAUUCUAUGGGCAGCACGCACAGCACGUACAGCACGUACAAGCCGUAGUCUUACUUAGAUCUGUAUUAUCCACCUGUUCCCCGCAUGUCUCCUUUUUUAUAACCAUGGAGAUGGCGACUAGAGUAGGAUACCCCAUGCGGAGUAGCUAGGACUAGGAAGAGCCAAGGCCGCAUACUACAACACC
Molecule: messenger RNA, 1329 nt
Organism: Daldinia decipiens
Lineage: Eukaryota; Fungi; Ascomycota; Sordariomycetes; Xylariales; Hypoxylaceae
Product: glycosyl hydrolase
Exons: 1
Coding region: 502-1203 (233 amino acids)
Source: RefSeq, a predicted model, not a curated record